Acipenser ruthenus (sterlet) is the source of this 6545-nucleotide messenger RNA. RefSeq names its product nuclear receptor subfamily 6 group A member 1-like. NCBI's taxonomy places the organism in Eukaryota, Metazoa, Chordata, Actinopteri, Acipenseriformes, Acipenseridae. The transcript has 11 exons. The coding region runs from base 208 to 1629 and encodes 473 amino acids. The record is from RefSeq and is a predicted model, not a curated record. Gene Ontology annotation, biological process: regulation of DNA-templated transcription. Gene Ontology annotation, molecular function: sequence-specific DNA binding; DNA-binding transcription factor activity; zinc ion binding.
CAAAUCCCAAAGUUCCUUGCUAGUCCUGCGCGGUGGCACCCUGCUACGUCAUUGUUGUAAGAAGAGCUGUUUUGUGCAUGAAAAAGCGUGGAUCGGAUCUCUGAUUUUUACUGACAGCGCAUAUCAGCAUGGAGCGGGGCUGCUGCCAUUGACUGCAAGAUAUAUUGCAUUUAAAAGAAAUAACUCACAAGAAAAAAAAGAAACAGAAUGGAAAUAGAAAAGAGAACGAAUGGGUUUGAGUUCCAGGAAAGACGUGUAAACGGCUUCUACGCAGAUCACACCUUAGAAAAAGACCAGGCGAAUGGGAUUGAUGGAAUGAUGAAGGAAAACCAUGUGGAUGACCGUGCUGAUCGAACCUGCCUUAUCUGUGGGGACCGAGCCACAGGGCUGCACUAUGGCAUCAUCUCAUGCGAGGGGUGCAAGGGGUUCUUCAAGCGCAGCAUCUGCAACAAGCGGGUGUACCGCUGCAGCCGGGACAAGAACUGCGAGAUGUCACGCAAGCAGCGGAACAGAUGCCAGUACUGCCGGCUGCUCAAGUGUUUACAGAUGGGAAUGAACCGGAAAGCAAUCAGGGAAGAUGGGAUGCCAGGAGGUAGAAACAAAAGCAUCGGACCUGUCCAGAUAACAGACGAGGAGAUUGAGAGAAUUAUGACUGGGCAAGAAUUUGAGGAGGAGGCCAGCAUACCCUGGAGUAAUAAUGGAGACAGUGAUCACAGCUCCCCAGGCAAUGGGGUUUCCGAGGGCAACCAGCCGUCACCUGUUUCCACUCUAUCAUCAAGGUCAGUGGAGCUGAAUGGAUACACCACUGCACUCAGGGACCAGUACAUCGGGAUGCCAGUGUCCUCGCACUACCAGUACCUGCCGCACCUUUUGAGCUACGCUGCACAGUCCGGCCUGCUGCCCCAGCAGUCGCGCAGCCUGGACCCUCAGUCACAGUCUCUAGUCACUCAGUUAGUGGCGUCUGAAGACCUGGAGCCUCUCUGCACACCGAUGCUAAUAGAAGACGGCUACAAAGUGACGCAGGCUGAGCUCUUCGCCUUGCUCUGCCGGCUGGCGGAUGAGCUGCUCUUCAGGCAGAUAGCCUGGAUCAAGAAGCUGCCCUUUUUCUGCGAGCUGUCAAUCAAAGACUACACUUGCCUGCUGAGCUCCACGUGGCAGGAGCUGCUGCUGUUGUCCUGCCUCACAGUGUACAGCACACAGAUCUUUGGAGACCUGGCCACCGUCACCUCCAAAUACACACCCUCCGACGACGAGCUGCACAGGUUUAGCGAGGAUGGCAUGGAGGUGAUGGAGCGUUUGAUAUACCUCUUUCGGAAAUUCAAUCAGCUGAAGGUCAGCAAUGAAGAGUAUGCCUGCAUGAAGGCCAUUAAUUUCCUUAAUCAAGCAGAUAUCCGAGGCCUCACAAAUGUGUCCCAGUUGGAGCAGUUGAACAAGCGUUACUGGUACGUGUGCCAGGACUACACAGAGUUCAGGUAUCCACACCAGCCCAAGCGCUUCCCAGAGCUCAUGAUGUGUCUGCCUGAGAUCCGCUACAUUGCAGGAAAAAUGGUGAAUGUUCCCCUGGAGCAACUGCCUCUGCUGUUCAAAGCAGUCCUACACUCCUGCAAGUCCAGCAUUACCAAAGAGUGAAGAGGGCAGCUCCAGGCCUCCAGUUCCACUGCCUUCCAGCGCUGCCUCCAGCAGGGAACUGAUACAAAUGGCGGGGGGACGGGGGACUCCCCAGGAAUGUGACAAGCAGCUGUUUUUUUACUUUUUUUCUUGUAUAUUUAUUUCACGACAGAGUUGAAUGUAUGAUCUUCAACACAGUGCACAUGCUUCUGUACAAAAAAUGCAGAAAAUGCAUUGUUCUUGCAGUUUACAGUGUGUUCAGUGUUAAAUUGUUACAGUGUUGCCAUUUUUAGGACUAGUUAUUCUUUUAUAUUUUUGUUUUUGAUUUUUAUUUCUUUCUGAGUAGGGGCUGAGACAAAUAUUUGAAUUGUGUUUUUUAUUAAGACUACCUCAGGAAUAUGGUACCAUUUUGCUUUUAAUACAUCUCCCAGUCAAGUGCUUUCUUCGACAUCAUAUGGUCUGUGUCUGAAAGCUGCCAUCUUCUAGUUCCAUUGCACAGCUAAUUGUUUGCCAAAGAUACUACAGUCUUUGCAAUUCGACCAAUUCAGAAUGUGUUUAAUGUUAUCUGUUGUUUGCAUGUUUGUCUUUUGUAUCAUUUGCUGGUACACUUACACUUCCUUGGCUGAAAAAAUCCCUAAACAGCAAGCUAUCUUUCAAAUGGGAAUAAUGGUAAGUGCUCUCAGUUUUGAAGAUUUCAUUCUGAAGAGUUGUUGUUCCUCUUUAACCAAAGAGGCUUCAAGCUGCAACAGUCCUGAUCAAUUGUCCACCCCAAUAGAAGUGUAUAUGUCUGCAGAUGCCCAAUUUGUUUACCUACCCCAACGGUAGUUCUAACAGUAGGGAUACAAGCUUCCUGUACUCUUGUAGGCUACCAGCCUCGUCAUAUGUCAAGAAGGCAUGCUCUGGUGCUCUGGCUGCCACUCGCACAAGCAGGAGGGUAUUUUCAAGCUCUAUUUUAACUCAGUAAGCAGCACAUUUUCUGCUUGGUGGUAUGUUUGCUUUUUAACAUUUUACAGGCAACGUCUAGACCAGAUGAUAUUUUAAAUAAAUAUGCAAAUAAUAUUUUGGGGGAAGCUGCACCUUUAAUUACUUUUGGUCUGUAUGGAAAACCAAACAAACACAAGCCGAAUGAAGCCCCAAGUAAAUUACUUUUGAUUUAUCAGAAUUUAAUUUGUUUAAAUAAACAGCCGUAAAAAACUUUUAUUAAUCUAUGGGUAACAAUUGUUUUUUAUUUGUUUGCCUGUUAUUAAUGCUGUUGAUAAAUAAUAAUAAUAAUAAUAAUAAUAACAAUAAUAAUAAUGAUCAAAAUGAACUACAAGGUGGUUUUGUUAUCGGUCUCAAUCCAGAAUUGAAAUGCAAAAUCCCUCCAUGUGCAGUUCUACCUCACUCAGCUGUUAGAAAGGCAGAGUACACAAUGUGACCAAUAAAUACAGGUAUUCAAAAAAAAAAAAAAAGAAAACUUGACUGGGAUCCACAAGAAAAAAAGAAAAAGAUGUUCCCUAACCACAGCUAGAAAAUGCUAUGCCCCGUGUUUUAACAGCAGCAAAGUGCAUUCUUAAAGGCGGUGCUGUUGCAGAAUGACCUUGUUGAAAGAAUGUAAAGGCUUGUAUGCAUUUAAGAUACUGUUUCAGCUCUGCCUUCCUUCAUUUAUUUCAGCCUCUUACUGUAGGUGGGCUUUAGUCCUGUUCUAGUAUGGCUGUGCUUUGCAACCUCUUGAAUCACAGUAAUGAUUUGAAUAGAAUGUGGUUCAGGCCUUUCUUGUUAGGCCUCAGUACAAAGUAGGCAUUUCCAAGUUUCCAAUAACAUUGUGUGUCCAGCUCCUGAAUGAAUCCGAGGAGGUAGAUAUGAAGGCAUGUUGCACUCAUGUAUGCUAUGCAGAACAACUGGUCCCUACCAGUUGUUGUUGUUGUUGUUGUUGUUGUUGUUGUUUUGUUUAUGCUUUCUCAGGUCCUUUUUAUGACUUGUGUUUUGAACAGGGUAAAGUGAAUGUGUUGUGUUGCAUUCUGAAGUUACUCAGGUAUUGUGUUGCUGAAGUACAGUAGUUUAAGGUGUGCUAGAUUAGAUUUGGAGACGUUUAGGUCCUUUUGUAGGCAUUUCUUAUUAAAAUGGGUUUGAAGGGUAUUUAGGUCUUGAGGUUUAUAAAGAAAAACUUGGUUAAAAUUCAUGGGAAUAAAAUGUGUUUUCAGGGUUAGGUGCCAAGGGUUUGUGCUUAUUAGUAUGAACAACAUAAUACAUGUAUAAACAGUAGAUGGGAAAGGAAAUAUUGAGUUUUGAAGAUAAGUUGCAUAGCACAGUGUUUACAAUUGUAAUGUUUGCACCAGACAAUGAUAAAUGCACAUUUUUAAUGCACAUACAUGGUCGCUAAGAUGAAGCUGGCAUAACAGUUGUUAAAGAUGUUUCACUGUGUUACAAAAGCCUUUACUGCCACUUUGUAGAACAGAUUUCCAGUGUCCUUGCAUAGCUGCAUGCUUCAAGAAUGUACAAGCGGAAGUACUGUAGAACUGUGAUUUUAACUUAAGGGUUUACCCAAUCCGUUCCUUAAAAUCCAUGACUUCUGUUGAACUUGAAUUUCUUUAUUUCCUUACUUUGAAACCUAUUUGUGAAUGUUUUCCUUUUUUGUUUUCAUUAAGUGAAGGGUUUUAUUUCUGUUGUUGUUUUUGUUGUAUUAAUUUGCUAAUUAAAGCUAGGUGUCUGUGAAGAUGUAUCUCCUUGUUUUUCUCAGGAUGAUAAACGGCAAUCAUUCCUGCCAUGUAGCCGAGGGCAGAAAAAAGUAUGUGUGGGAACGAUGGGGGGGGGCGGACUAGCUGUAUAGGAAAACUAUUGAACUAAUGUAUAAGAUUAUUGACAAAGUGUAAAACAAAGUAAUGCUACAUUGCUGAAGAACCCCAUGGCUGGUUCUCCAUGGGCCCAUACCUCCUUGCUUGCAGGGUGGGUUUGUAGCUCAGGGAUCUUUAUAUGUACUGGUCCACUGGGGAGCCAAGCUUUGGGUUGAUAGCUUCUUUCAUGCACUGUUUAAGAAACAUCAGAACUGCAGCCCAAACCGAGGAUGCAACUUUAUUCUAAGAUUCUGUGCAAGCUCAGAGCGAACCGGAUUUCCAAACAAACUGUCAUUUUGUCAGAGAGUAAAUUCUAGGUUAUUGCAGGCUAGUUGUCCAUUAUUUUGUCAAAUUGUCACCAGUCACAUUUCAAAUUUUGCCCAAGAUCAAUUUCGUUAGAUAAAUUGCUUUCUCCCCAGUACCUACAAUUUGUUUUAUUUAACAGAAUUCCCACUUUAGUCUUGCUGAAUAAUCCUGCCAUAUCCUGGGCUUGUGCAUGAUGUUCCUUAAAAGUUCAUGAAAGAAGUGCAAUGCAUGUACAAAUGAGCGCUCAGGCAUGCAGUUCCAGAUCAGCUGACACUGCCUGUUCUUUUAUUAUUAUUAUUAUUAUUAUUAUUAUUAUUAUUAUUAUUAUUAUUAUUAUUAUUAUUAUUAUUAUUAUUAUUAUUAUUAAUUGUGGAAUGUGUUAUUCUAGUUGAUGCAUAAAUUGAUUCCUAUUUCAAUGCUGAAACUACCUCUUGUGUGGCAUCUUGUUGUUUAUUGUCAUAAAGAGAUCAGGUGAAAAAUGCUGAGAAUUUUCGCUGUUAUUGAAACUCCUGUGUCAAGUCCACCUCUUUUAAUUUUGGUAUCAACCUUUCCCUAUACAUAAAUGUAGAAACAUUAUUUUCUCGCUUUUUUGCCUAAAGCACAUUAUAACCCUACCUCAUCCAUUAAAUCCAUAUUCAGUGUAAACUGAAUAUUUACAUAUACCUUGCCUAUUGAACUCAUAACUACACCAAACCCUUCAGCUGUAACAAAGGAGAAUAUGUGUGUGUAACUGACUGUUUCUUUACUGCGUUGGGUGUAUAUGAUGUUGUUCAUAUAUGAUACUUCCACACAUGUAAUCUGCUAAACUGUUUUUAAUACACAGUUCUAAGUGUGUAAAUCCUUUAACAGAUGAAUGUGUUGUUCAUGUAAGAUGCUUCCACAUCCCAGAAUGUUACAGGAAAGAAGCUCAUUUAGAAGAGCAGUUUACAUGUAUUGCUUUUGGCAGGAUUUAAACAAUAAUAUAUAAUAUUUUUUUCCAUGUCCUGCUGUUUACAUUUUAGUACUUGGUUAAUCUGGGUUCAGUGUGUUCAUUUUCACAAAAUAAAUUAUUGUAAACAUUUCUAGAACGGGUUUUAAAUAAGUGUUUAUUUCAUUGUGUCAAUUGGCACUUUUUGAAGUAGAUCUUUUUAGAUAAAUUGUCAAUCAUAGUGAAAGUAACUAAUACUGUAUUACUUUUGAAAGUUUUGCUCUCCCUACCACGCAUACCACUACUUGUAAAGACUUAAAACUUUUCUAGGCAGUUGAAUUAUUCGUGAUGAAAUUACAUUUUAAAUACUAAAAAAAAAAAAAAAUUUAAAACAUGUAACCUGUUCGUGUGACACAUCCUGACUGACCAGCAUUUAUUUUUUAAACUGUUACGGGUACGCUGAUUGGUUCUUUAAAGAAUGUGUCACAAGGAAGGGGUGUGUCUCUUAAGUAAACAGCACCAAAAAUGUUGUAAAAUUCAGGGAAACAUUGUCACGCUUCAUAAUUCUAUGACAGCUGAAUGUACAGUUGUUGACGAUAACAUUCAACAUACAACAUAUUUCAAUAAAACAUUGAAGCAGUUUGAAGCAUAUCUAUUUCAUUGUUUCAGUUUCUGCACUGAUGUAGGGUGUUAUUUUGAAGUUGUCUGUAUAUGUCGUCACCGCUGCCUUUGAAGUCAAUGCUCUGUAUAACAGCACUGUUUGUUUUUUAAUAUCCCAGAAAUAUGGCUUUGUGAGUGUCUGUGAGCACUGCACUGCAGCUUAACUACCUGUGGGAUAUGUGACCAAUAAGUGUUAAAAGCAUGUUUACAAUGUCUUACAACUUGAAAAAUAAAUGUGAAUCUUAUGCAAA